Molecule: messenger RNA, 654 nt
Organism: Sugiyamaella lignohabitans
Lineage: Eukaryota; Fungi; Ascomycota; Dipodascomycetes; Dipodascales; Trichomonascaceae
Exons: 1
Coding region: 1-654 (217 amino acids)
Molecular function (GO): acyltransferase activity, transferring groups other than amino-acyl groups
Source: RefSeq, a predicted model, not a curated record
AUGGAUUCACAAAAGGUUGGGUUGGAACUUGGCGAUGAUAGCCAAAUAGACCUAAAAAUUGACUUGUUUGGGGAUUAUUAUUUGACACCACUAAGUCUUAACGAUACUCAGGAUUUCUGUAAUGACUUUAACAACACAGAAAUCACUCAGUAUUUGCGAUCACCACGGACUAUCCCGUAUACAUUAGACGAUGCUAGAGAACAAAUAGAAAAAAUGAUUACUACAAAAGACGGGACUUUUCCAUUCUGCUGGGGGAUUAGAGAUGUACAGCGUCCUCACAGUCUUAUUGGCAAUAUUGUUAUUCACAUCUCCAGUAUGGUUGGUGAAAUGAAAUACGUGCCUAACCCUGAGCUUCGUGAAGUUUUCGCCAGCUUUGGAUUCUAUUUGAAUCCAAAAUACCAAUCCAAGGGAAUUAUGACUGCUUGUCUCAAGGCAGUCAUCCAAAAAAUCGGCGUCGAGAGAUACGGCAUCAAGCAUUAUUACGGGGAGUGUUUUGCUGGUAAUAUAGGAAGCCGGAAAACUUUUGAAAAGUGUGGCUUCAAGUACAUUAGAACAAUCAAAGACGGAGUCGUCAAAUACAAUCCCCGCCAGGUAAAAGAUUCGGAAGUAUUCGAACUAGUUUUGACUGGGGAAAAUUCCUUGCUUGUAUUAUGA